CAAUAAUAAGAUCUAACCGCUCAAAUUAAGAAAACGCGUCUGCCUCUUUUUCCUCUAUUUAUUUUCCCCUCUGCCUCUUUCGCCUAUUCUCAUCUCCAAAUUCCAUAUUAAUACUGUACCGCUGCCGCUAUCAAGUCACCAACACAACUCUCAUCAAAGCCAUGGCUCUCUGCAUCUUCACUCUCUUUCUCUUCUUUUCUUUACUCUCCCUCUCCCUCUCUACCCAAGAAACCAAAUACAAUACCACCUCUAUUUCCUUGUCUUUCCCUCUCAAAUCGCUCUCUCGCUCUCCAAACGCCUCUCCGUCGUUUCACUCGUCUUUUGUCUCGCAAACCAAGCAGAACCCACCAAUCAAAACUUUACCUUACAACUACAGAUCCACCUUCAAGUAUUCGAUGGCCUUGAUUGUGUCUUUGCCUAUUGGGACUCCUCCUCAGACCCAGCAAAUGGUUUUGGACACUGGUAGCCAGCUCUCCUGGAUUCAGUGCCACCACAAGGCCCCUAAAAGGCCUCCUCCUACGACGGCGUUUGAUCCUUCUCUCUCCUCUUCCUUUUCUGUUUUACCAUGCACUCAUCCUCUUUGCAAGCCUCGAAUUCCCGAUUUUACCCUUUCUACCUCUUGUGACCAGAACCGUUUAUGCCACUAUUCUUACUUUUAUGCUGACGGUACCUAUGCCGAGGGCAGUCUCGUCAGGGAGAAAUUCACGUUUUCUCGUUCCCAAAGUACCCCUCCUCUCAUCCUGGGUUGUGCGCAAGACGCCGGUGAUGACAAGGGUAUUUUGGGGAUGAAUCUUGGGCCCCGGUCAUUUGUUUCCCAAGCUAAAAUAUCCAAAUUCUCAUAUUGCGUACCAACACGGCAAACUCGGACCGGGUUAUCAACUGGAUCAUUUUACUUGGGAGAAAAUCCAAACUCGGGUGGGUUUCAAUACCUUAGUCUUUUGACUUUUACUCAAAGUCAAAAGAGUUCGCCAAACUUGGAUCCUUUAGCUUACACGGUUCCAAUGCAAGGAAUAAGGAUUGGCAACAGGAGACUGAACAUACCAGUUUCGGCUUUCCGGCCUGACUCAAGUGGUUCGGGUCAAACCAUGAUAGAUUCAGGCUCCGAGUUCACUUACUUGGUGGACGCCGCAUACAACAAAGUGAGGGAAGAGAUAGUACGACUGGCGGGUCCAAAAUUAAAGAAGAACUAUGUGUAUGGUGGAGUAUCAGACAUGUGUUUCGAUGGCAAUCCGAUGGAAAUUGGACGAUUAAUAGGCAACAUGGUGUUCGAAUUUGAGAAGGGAGUAGAGAUUGUGAUAGAUAAAGAGAGAGUUCUAGCUGAUGUUGGAGGCGGGGUCCACUGCAUAGGAAUUGGACGGUCAGAGAUGUUAAAUGCAGCAAGUAACAUAAUAGGAAAUUUCCAUCAACAGAAUCUCUGGGUGGAGUUUGAUGUAGCCAAUCGUAGAGUGGGGUUGGGUAAGGCGGACUGCAGCAGAUUGGCGUAGGACUCCAAACUAAACCACAUAUUGAAUUUAAAAAGGGCGUACAAAGAAAUUAUCGGAGGGGCGUGGGAAUAGAGAUGUAAUCCAACGGCCCAUAUGAAUCUAACAUAUUAGCGAUAAGAAAGGUGCAUGGUUGGCGAUAGAGUGUAAGUUCACGGGAAUGGUAAUAGAUUUGUUGUGUUGACAGAGUUGUGUAAGAUAAUAUUUGUUGGGUUGUUUGUUUCAUUAAAUUAAUUUGAAAUCAGAAUACCUUAAUUAGAGUUAU
Molecule: messenger RNA, 1746 nt
Organism: Manihot esculenta (cassava)
Lineage: Eukaryota; Viridiplantae; Streptophyta; Magnoliopsida; Malpighiales; Euphorbiaceae
Product: aspartic proteinase PCS1
Exons: 1
Coding region: 162-1484 (440 amino acids)
Biological process (GO): proteolysis
Molecular function (GO): aspartic-type endopeptidase activity
Source: RefSeq, a predicted model, not a curated record